GCAAAAGUACUUCUGCUCAUUUUCCGUUUUAUAUUUUUAACUUAAAUCCAAAUGAAUAUGACUCACAAUUGUUUUGGAUUUAAUAUAGUUUGGUCAUAGUUUUCAUGCAUUUGUACUUUUUGUUGGAGCUUCAAUGAAGGUGAAAUAAAAUGUCUCAAAUGUACGGUAACGCCGUACAACCGCAGAGGAGACAAACGAAAACGUGUAUGAGGAGUUUAUACAUCCCACCGGCUCAUAUGGAGCCACAAGACAAGAUGAUGCUUGCAAGAAAAAUUCGGAAAGAAAAAAACCGAAAAAUCAUUUGCUACAACAUUGCCAUAACUACAGCUCUCAUCUUAACUUUUGGACUAGCAGCAUGUGGAAUGUUUUUCGCUGUUCAGAAUAAUAAUAGAAUCCAAAAACUAAUGGAAGAAUUGGAAGUGAAAAUUGAGAAUCUUACGACCAGAGUGAUGCACAAUCAUGAAGGUAUAGAAUUGAAAGUGAAAAUUGAGAAUCUUGCGACCAAAGUGAUGAGCAAUCAUGAAGAUAUUUCUUCGCUUCAAGAAAUGGUUUCUUCUAUAAAUGUUUCUAUCCAUGCCACGAAGCAUCAGAUAGAUCGUUUAGUAACCGUACGUUGGAUGGGAAACAACUCUUAUCGCUCUGGUCGUGUUGAAGUUUUUCACACCGGUAAAUGGGGGACGAUCUGUGAUGAUCAUUGGGGACAAGAAGAAUCAAACGUUGUCUGUCACAUGCUCGGUUUCGGAAACGCUUCAAGAUAUUAUGAUCGUGCGCGUUUUGGAAGAGGAAGUGGGAAUAUAUGGCUCGAUGACGUCCAAUGCACUGGAAAUGAAAGCGACAUCACUCAUUGUCAACAUAAUGGUUGGGGCUCGGAUAAUUGUAAUCACGGCGAAGAUGUUUCCAAUAAUUUCAGAAUCCAGAGACUAAUGGAAGAAAUGGAGAUGAAAAUGAUAAUGAUGAAAGACCAUAUCAGAGAGAUUGAAAACAAGACAAAUUUAAUCAGCAUCUAUCAUGAAGAUUCUUCUUCUUAUGUAAAGGAUUCUAUCGAUACUAUGCAACUAACUCUGCGUCAUAUAGAAAGUUUAGAAUAUCCGAUAGCUGUGCGAUUGUUCGGAGGAAACAGCACUCAACGUUCAGGUCGUGUUGAAAUUCGUUACAACGGUAUAUGGGGAACGAUCUGUGAUGAUAAUUGGGGACAGAAAGAAUCAAACGUUGUCUGCCACAUGCUUGGUUUCGGAAACGCCUCGAGCUACCACGAUGAAGCGUAUUUUGGAGAAGGUAAUGGGAAUAUAUGGCUCGAUGACGUCCAAUGCACUGGAAUUGAAAGCGACAUCACUUAUUGUCUACAUGUCGGUUGGGGCAAUAACAAUUGUGGUCAUUACGAAGAUGUUUCCGUUGUCUGCGAAUCUGUACCUGUACCUACUGUAUCUGAGACAAACGAAAACGUGUAUGAGGAGUUUAUACAAUCCACCGGCUCAUCUGGACCCACAAGACAAGAUGAUUCUUGCAAGAAAAAAUCGGAAAAGAAGAAUCGAAAAAUCAUUUGCUACAACAUCGUCAUAACUACGGCUUUCAUCUUAACUUUUGGACUAGCAGCAUGCGGAAUGUUUUUUGUGUUUCAGAAUAAACACAGAGUCCAAAAACUAAUGGUUGAAAUGGAAAGGAAAAUGAUAACAAUGGAAGAUCGUAUGAGAAAAAUUGAAAACGAGACAAACUUGACCCGCAUCAAUCAUGAAAAGAUGGAGAUGAAGAUGGUAUCAAUAAAAGAUCAUAUGAGAGACAUUGAUAUCGACACAUAUUUGAUCCGCAUCAAUCACGGAGAGUUUUCUUCUUCUGUGAAGGAUUCCAUCGAAACUAUGAAACAAACUCUGUAUCAUAUAGAAAGUUUAGAAUAUCCGAUAGCUGUGCGAUUGUUCGGAGGAAACAGCACUCAACGUUCAGGUCGUGUUGAAAUUCGUUACAACGGUAUAUGGGGAACGAUCUGUGAUGAUGAAUGGGGACAAGAAGAAUCAAACGUUGUCUGUCACAUGCUAGGUUUCGGAAACGCGUCAAGCUACCAUGAUGAAGCGUAUUUUGGAAGAGGUAAUGGGAAGAUAUGGCUCGAUGACGUCCAAUGCACUGGAAAUGAAAGCGACAUCACUUAUUGCAGACAUAAAGGUUGGGGCAAUCACAAUUGUGGUCAUCACGAAGAUAUUUCCGUUGCCUGCGAUUCUGUGCCGGAAUCAUGCGAUUUUCUUCCACUGUCAAAUUGCUUGUGGAAUCGUCGCUGGCGCAAAUAUUUCAACAGAAUAUAUUUGUUAGUUAAAGUAUAUGAUGCUGGCAAGAAAAUUUUGGAAAGAAAGAAUCGAGAAAUCAGUUCCUGUAACAUUGUUAUAACUACAGCUCUAAUCUUAACUUUUGGACUAGCAGCAUGCGGAAUGAUUUUCGUUGUUCAGAAUAAUAACAGAAUCCAAAAUCUAAUGGAAGAAUUGGAAGUGAAAAUUGAGAAUCUUACGACCAAAGUAAUGCGCAAUCAUGAAGAAAUGGUAACAAUGAAAGAUCGUAUCAGUGAGAUUGAAAACGAGAAAAACUUGAUCCGUGUCGAUCAUAAAGAAUAUCCCAUUGCUGUUCGAUUGGUCGGAGGAAACAACUCCCAAGGUCGUGUUGAAGUUCUUCACUGUGGCUCAUGGGGAACGAUCUGUGAUGAUAAUUGGGGACAGGAGGAAUCAAACGUUGUCUGUCACAUGCUUGGUUUCGGAAACGCUUCAAGAUAUUAUAGUAAUGCACACUUUGGAAGAGGAUGUGGAAAUAUAUGGCUCGACGAAGUCCAAUGCACUGGAAUUGAAAGCGACAUCACUCAUUGUCGACAUGAACCUUGGGGCGAUAACGAUUGUAGUUCUAGCGAAGAUGUUUCCGUUGUCUGCGAUUCUGUCCCGUAAUCAUGGAGCACAAAAAAAUAUUUACUAUAUAAUACAACAUUAUUAAAGAAAGACACAAACUUAACCAAACUUCUGUUUGUUUGUUCGUAAGAAAACUACGUUACAAAAAAGUCUCGAAUGAGUUAUGAAAUCAACGAAUAAUAUGAUAUUAUAUUCUGAUCCUUUUUCUGAACAAACAUUCAAAUAUCUUGACUAAUCGUGAUAUUACCACUUCAAGAAACUUUGAAAAUGUGAAUUUUAAUUUUGUAAAUUUUAUUGCAAUUGAUAUCAACCAUAAAUCUAUUUCUGAACUUGACACAUUUGAGAAUACAAUCGUUCAAGUUCCUGUGCAAGUUAGAUAUAGAUAUACCCAGCGACCAAGCUCACUUUCAUUUAUCUGGUUUUGUCAAUAAGAAAACUUUUCGGUACUGAGCGGAAAGUAACUCCUACAGACCUACAUAUAAGACGUAACAGCGCGGUGUGCAGUUGCGAGUUUUCGCGUUUGUGGUCAUAUUUUUUGAGGAAACAGCGGUUUAAAGAUGUCAAAACUCAAGAUCCCUAGAGAAAAUGCAACGAUAUUGUUUCAACAAGAUGGAGCAAGACCGACCAAAGCCAAAGCCAUUGAUGCUGGAUUGAAAGCUGCCAUUUGCAAACAAUAACGGGAAAUGACUCAGAAGAGAAAACUGUACAAUAUGCUUACAAAAUUGCAGCUGUAUCUUGAAGGCCUAGUUAUUCUAGCCUUACCCUGUAUAAGAAAACGCAUAAUAAUGGUUUGCAUUAUUUUAAACGACUGUGGGUGAAUAUCUUUUUAUUUGUAAUAAAUAUGACAUUUUAUGCUCCUUUUUGUUCUACGUAUAAAAUCAGUUUGAAACAUGAAUGUUAUACAGUAAGCGUCAACGUGGAUCGUGCUAUGGUAUUUUUGUUAUGGUUCUUGUACGCGUUUUGACUUGACUAAACCAAAUACGUGUUUUAGUUGUUAAAAAUGAUCGCAUCUUCAGAAAGACAUUUGCGUUUAUUCCUUUUUU
Styela clava is the source of this 3919-nucleotide messenger RNA. The record is from RefSeq and is a predicted model, not a curated record. NCBI's taxonomy places the organism in Eukaryota, Metazoa, Chordata, Ascidiacea, Stolidobranchia, Styelidae.